This is a messenger RNA of Pelagomonas calceolata, 450 nucleotides long. The record is from the annotation of a GenBank genome assembly. NCBI's taxonomy places the organism in Eukaryota, Pelagophyceae, Pelagomonadales, Pelagomonadaceae.
AUGAAGAAGGUCAAGUCGCAGGACCUCUUGGUCCUGGACGCCAAUGACAUCUACCGCCUCUGCCAGGGCGGCGACAUCGUCAACCCGACCGUGGCGAACAACCCCGCGUACGCCAUCCCGCACAAGCUCCGGGUCCUCGUCGUGCUGGCGGCGUUCCAGCUCGUCGCCGGCCUCACGAACGGGUCGCUCGGCCCGCGCGUCGCCAAGCUGUGCGUCCGCGCCGCGCGCAUCGCGCAGGCCGCGUCGGCGCAGGGCCAGGCGAACAUCAAGCUCCGCGUCGCCGCGCGCAUCGAGGACGCGAACACGUCGGACAGCGCCGCCUUCGACGUCGCGAAGGACGGCCAGAAGGCGAUCGACGCCCUCAACGGCGCGGCGGAGGCGGAGCGGCGCCGCAUCCUCAAGAGCAAGCGCAAGCGCGGCGGCGCCUUCGCGUUCGCCGGCUCCUUCUGA